Messenger RNA from Blastocystis hominis, 1272 nucleotides. RefSeq lists its product as hypothetical. The transcript has a single exon. Gene Ontology annotation, molecular function: transmembrane transporter activity. Gene Ontology annotation, biological process: transmembrane transport. The record is from RefSeq and is a predicted model, not a curated record. NCBI's taxonomy places the organism in Eukaryota, Bigyra, Opalinata, Blastocystidae. Gene Ontology annotation, cellular component: membrane. The coding region runs from base 1 to 1272 and encodes 423 amino acids.
AUGGCGAAUACUGAGGAAAAACCAAAAUAUGAAACAAGAUGGCAAUAUUGGUCACUCGUAAUAAUGAUUUACACGUGCCUUGUGGCUAUGGGAGUCGUGGAGAAUGCUCGAAGUGUUACGUUUCCUCUUAUCAAGGACGCGUUCAAUGUACCUUAUGAUAUAUACGGGUUAUUUAAUUCCUGGCUAGGCGUUGGGUACAUUCUGUUCUGCCUAAUAGCUUCCUUUAUUGCUGAAUGGGUAAGCUACAAGACGAUUAUUAUGAUAGGGUAUAUAUUGCUUGUUGCAGGAUGUCUCUUGACUCAUUUCGCAUCUUCCUUCUUUUUAGCGGCGCUGAUUAUUUUUAUGAUUUGGAUGGGAUUUGGGUUUUUUGAAAUCGGGUCAAACGCGUCUUCAACACUGGUAUUUAUUGAGCAUCAAGGAACAAUGAUGAGUUUGAUGCACUUCUUUUUCGGUCUUGGCGCUGUUGUCGGUCCAAACGUUGCAAAAUGGAGUUUAAGUGUGCUAAAGAACAGUUUUUAUUCCGUUUAUCUUUGCUUGGGCGCGAUUGUCGCUGUACUAGGCAUAUUUUCCUUAUUUCUUCCUUUCAAGCUACCUACAACCACCAACGUUCAUACCGAUGGAGGUGUCACGAUGAGUGUUGGGAGAGCCCUACUGACGCCUUCUGUGUGGCUGUGCUCACUCACAAUGGCGAUGGGUCAAGCAAUCGAAGCUUCUGGAGCUAGUUGGGCACCCCUCUAUUUGGUGGAUGUUUUAAACAUGGAUAUUGAUACGGAUGUAGCGAAUUUCUCUACAUGGCUCUAUGUUGUCUUCACGCUCUCUCGGUUGUUCUCCGGAUUCCUCAUCGAUAAAAUUGGGUAUUAUGCAUCGCUCUAUAUUUCCUACAUCUCCUGCUUUGUUUUGUUGUUGAUUGGCUUUUUCCUGGGUCGAAAUGGCAUUGUGUUCUUCGUUCUCACUGGGUUCUUUUACAGUGCGAACUGGCCAAUAUUCAUUUGUGUUAUUAUGGGUUAUUACAAGGUGAAUGCCCCUGUAGUUACUUCCGUUGUAAUUGUUUUACAAGGAGUCAUUAACUUGCCAAUCACAUAUUUACUUGGAGUUUUAAACGAGUAUGUAAGCAAGGCAGCUGCUUAUCAAAUGACACUGGCUUUUUGUGUUUUGGGAUCGAUUCUCUUAACAUGUGUCUAUUACUCUCAGAAGAGAUUUGAAAAGCAAUUAAAGGUUGUGGAUCCUAAGGAUGCUUCUCCAAAGAAGGAGGAAGACAAUUUACAAGUCUGA